AUGACCAUUGAAUCCGCCCCUUUGGUUGACACCACGGUUGCACAUAUUGAUAUCGCGUAUCGUAAUGGACGAGAGUAUCGUGUUGAGCUUAAGGACAUUGCUUUGCGGCCUGAUCAGCCGUUUUUGAAUGACGACAUCCAUGUCAGCACCACAACCACCGACAACAAUGACGAUAGCAAGAUUUUAUCAAUCCAAGUCAAGGCACUCAAACCUCUCGAGUUGCUUCAUUUUGAAAGCAAAUACAAAACCACGGUGGAUCUCAAGGAGAUGCGAAUGCUUGCCAAUGGAUUUCAGAGCUGGAGUCAAGCACGUGAGCUGGGAGCUGAAGACCGGAUUGCACCCAUUCGAUCCACCGUAGCCUAUUUGACCCAGUAUAACUUACAAGGCGACUAUGACUUUUUCCAACACUCAGGUGAAACGGGUCAUAUUCAUUCGAGCACCUACACGCAUUUGCGUAAAAAAGACGAUGACGACGAGACGCUCUACUUUUAUGGAUCCCUUACAGAGAAUCUUGGGUACACCUAUCUCAAGGCCGAUUUCACCAGCAAUGGGUUCUCGAUCUACAAGGAUAUCGUGGGGAAGCACGUGGAUAGCAACCAAUCGAUCGAUUUGGUGCGAUUGUUGAUGAGCAAGGGGCGUGAUGCUGGUACAUUGUGGGACGCUUAUGCAAGUUACUUUACCGACAGGCGUGUAAAACAGCAAACACAACAUGUCAUCGGAUGGACUUCGUGGUACAACUACUAUGGUGAUGUGAGUGAGGACAUUGUGCUACGCAACUUGCAGGCGUUACAAGAACACAAGUAUCGACUCCAGAUCUUUCAAAUUGAUGAUGGAUUUCAAAAUGCUGUUGGCGAUUGGCUCUUGGUCAAUGACAAGUUCCCCAAUGGUCUCAAGCCCAUUGUAGCCAAGGUUAAAGAAGCUGGUUACACCCCUGGAUUAUGGCUCGCACCGUAUGCAGUGGCAUUUAAUAGCAAGCUCGCUGCUGAACAUCCUGAAUGGCUUAUCAAAGAUCCAGCCACUGAGAAACCCGUUGUUGCUGGACCCAAUUGGGGUGGUUUCUAUGCACUUGACAUGUACAAUGAGGAGGCACGUGCACAUCUUAAACGUGUCUUUGAUACAGUCCUACGAGAAUGGGGAUUUGGCAUGGUCAAGCUCGACUUUUUGUUUGCUGCUGCAAUGAUACCACGAUUGGGUAAAUCACGUGGCGAGAUCAUGUGGGAUGCUAUGCAGCUGGUGCGUGAUUUGACAGGCAACGAUCGCUUGCUAUUAGGCUGUGGUGUGCCAUUGGCAUGUGCAUGGCGUAAUGCAGAUUAUUGUCGUGUUGGUUCAGAUGUUGCCCCAUGGUGGGAAGAUAGCAAGCUCAAGUACUUGCAUGUGCGUGAACGUGUAUCAACAGCCAAUUCGCUUACAUCAACCUUGAACCGAUGGACAAUGUCCGAUCGCAUGUUUGGUAACGACCCUGAUGUGAUCAUUUUACGUGACAACAAGAACAAACUUAAUCCCGAGGAGCGAUAUACGUUGUCGGUAUUGAACAACAUUCUUGGUGCCCUUGUGUUUUCAUCCGACAAUGUGGGUGACUAUGGUAAAGAUGAACACCUUUUAUACCGAGCGACCUUCCCCAAAGUGGUUGCCAAGGUGAAAUGCGUGCGUGAAAUCCAGCCAACAGUAUACCGCAUUCAAUUUGAAUACGAAGGUCGUGCUUAUACCGUAUUUGCCAAUUUGUCGGAUGAUGAUGUGUCAGUGACAUUGCCAUCCUGCAGCAAAGAUCAGCUGUUGUUUGCUACCGACAAUGAAAUGCACAUGACCAAACGCACGUCUUUGAUUGGAUUUUUCCGUCACAAAACGACACCACUCUUUUAUCACCCUGGUUCUCGUAUCAACCUUAAAGAGCAUGAGACAAAGACGUUCAUGCACCUACCCAAGCAAGAGAAUACGGAGGAAAAUCAAGUUACCUUCCUUGGAUCCAAUAGCCACAUUGUACCUGGUGCCGAGAUCACCUCCCUUUCUCCUUGCAACAAAGACUGCAAGGAAGGGGUUGAACUCACCUUCCAUAAAGACAAUACCCGAAAACAUACCGUGUAUGUUGGCUGUGGUCAGUAUUUGUUUACGCGAGGCAACACGCCAUCCACUCCUCCUGCUUGCAAGAUCAAUGGUGCUACACCCAAGUUUGAGACAUUCAAGGUCGCUGGUGGAAAUGGUGGACCACAGCAAUUGGUGUAUGCAGCCGUUUUAACAUCAUCAGAUUAG
Messenger RNA from Lichtheimia ornata, 2247 nucleotides. RefSeq lists its product as uncharacterized. Gene Ontology annotation, molecular function: alpha-galactosidase activity. NCBI's taxonomy places the organism in Eukaryota, Fungi, Mucoromycota, Mucoromycetes, Mucorales, Lichtheimiaceae. The record is from RefSeq and is a predicted model, not a curated record. The coding region runs from base 1 to 2247 and encodes 748 amino acids. Gene Ontology annotation, biological process: carbohydrate catabolic process. The transcript is spliced from 3 exons.